Messenger RNA from Uloborus diversus, 5109 nucleotides. It is a transcript of the gene bou, whose product is annotated as U-scoloptoxin(05)-Er3a-like. The transcript has 3 exons. NCBI's taxonomy places the organism in Eukaryota, Metazoa, Arthropoda, Arachnida, Araneae, Uloboridae. The coding region runs from base 85 to 507 and encodes 140 amino acids. Gene Ontology annotation, biological process: regulation of synaptic transmission, cholinergic; positive regulation of voltage-gated potassium channel activity; sleep. The record is from RefSeq and is a predicted model, not a curated record.
CCGCGCCUUGCUGACAUGAAGUGAAUUCGUCCAAGUGGAAUUUUUCUAUAUUUCUUAAUCAUUUUUUCUCUAAUAGUUUAAACUAUGAAAUCGUUAUUCGUUUUAACUUCAGUGCUAUGUUUCUGUAUUCUUCCUGAGACUUUGGCAAUUUAUUGCUACCAGUGCAACUCCAAUGAAGAAACUUACUGUGCAGAUUUGUUUAAUCGAGAAGAGUUGGACCUGGAACCUGCUGUGUGUGAUGGAAUUCAUGAAGCAAAGUACUGUAUAAAAGCAACAGGAAUGUAUGAGGGUACAAUCGGAACUCGACGUUUCUGCUCUUCAAGACACCAUGGAAACUAUUGCGAAUAUGUGCGUCGCCCCGGCGAUGAGAGGGAGUAUCGAUCUUGUGUGUACACUUGUUUCACUGAUGGAUGCAAUGGUGCUAAACAUCUAAUCCUUUCAUCAUCUGUGAUCUGGGCAAGUCUGCUGCCUAUUCUCAUUUAUUUCAUACAGACAUGGAAGUUAUGAAACCUUUUUGCUACUCUGGAGUCAUCAUAAAUAAGCAGUCAUUUGGAUUCAUUUGUGAAACUUAUCAAGAAAGGACAGUUUUCAUUACAUUCUCCAUUUAUUUCUUAACAUUUGACCCAAAAGUUUGCAAGUGCAAUGGUAUAUCUGUAUGAAAAUAUUUUUUUUAUUGUUGAGGGAAAAUAAUUAGUUUGGUUUUCAUCUAAGGUAAAUUAGUAACAAUUGUGAAAUUUUGAUUUCUUUUCAUAAAAGUUAUUACUAAAGUCUUUUUCAUGAAAGUUAUUACUAAAGUCUUUUUCAUGAAAGUUAUUACUAAAGUCUUUUUAUUACUGAAGAUUUUAGUAAUAAAGUCUUCAGUAAUAAACUGUUUUACGUUUUUGAUUUUUUUUCAUGUCUCCCAGAUAUGGUUAACUUAGUAAGUAUCUACAAAUGUAACUUGAGUAAUAAAUUUUCCAUGAAAUAACAAUUUUUGAUGAAUUAAAUGUAUUUAUCCAUAAUUUAAUUAAUUCAAAAACAACCUAAAGUGUUUAUUAUUUUUGCAUUAUUUUGCUUAAUGCAGUGAAAGCAAAAAUAAUGCUUUUCAAAUGCUGAGAAUAAAUGCUUUGUGUAAUUUUAAACAACUUACUUAGAAUUUUUACUUAAUAAGCAACAUAUAUCCUCCCAUUGUUCUCAACUAUUCUAUAGUAAUCAUCAUAUUUUUUAAUUUAAUAUUUUAAUUUACUGUUAAAAUAACAUUUUUCUGUUGUACUUGAAAGCUUGGGGUCAAAUUGUCAAUGUUCUUCAUACUUUUCAGUGAUAAGUCAGUCCUAGCUGUAUCUACAGUCAGUCAUUCAUAAUCCGUCCAUUUUUCCAUUGCUUUAAAAUAUAUUGUUUGUUAUAUAAUUCAUGAUUACCUUUCUGAAAAUUGGAAGAAUAGUAUACAUUCCAAAUGCAGCUAAUUUUUAUAAGAAUUGCUUCGUAAAAACUCUCUUCUAUCAGAUUAAAAGUGAAAAGUUUGCUGAAAGAUUGAGAAGUACCGUACAAUCUAUUUUAUACAGAUUAACUGGGACCAAAAGCAGUCCAGGGAAUCAAAAAUUUGGUAAAUGUGGGUAAUUACAAAAACAAAUACUUAAACAUACAGACUUAAUUAUUGCAAUAAAAAUGUUUUGUAACAAAAUUUCAUAGAAUUGUUUACAAGACAUUUAAAAAAUAAAUAAUUUUUCACAUAUCUUAACAAGGUCUUCUACUUCAGAAACCUGUUAUGUUCAUAUGAAACUUAGUCACUUACACUUAGCACAACAAAUUAUAAAUUGUAAAAAAGUGUACCAUCUUUAAAAGUUUAUUUUUUAUGUACAAUAAGUUACCUUCUUGCUAUCUUAAUUUUACCUUAUUAUUUAAGAAAAUCUAUUUAAAAAACACCUACAAAUUUGGUUCUGAGAUCUGGUACAAGACAAACAAGAUUUUUCUUUAGUUUGACAAAGACAAUAAAAAUACUUAAAAUGUGUAAGUGUAAAAUUUUUGCUGCUAAUGGAAGAAGCUACUACUAUUCUAGUAAAACAAAUUUGUUGUAAAUACCAGGGCUGCGGUAUCGGAGGGAAAAUGACAGACUUCGACUCUGGCAUUUAUUUUAUUUUUUUUACUUCUUUCACCCUCAUAGGAAGGAGGAAAAAAAGCAGAAACAGAGAUAGAAAUAAUUAAUUCUUUUUAUGACAUUUUUGCAUUAUAUUUUAUUGUAAACCUAAGACACAUACAGCGAAAGAAUUUAAAUUUGAAAAUAAAACUUGAAAAUAGUUGCAAUUUUUAAAGUAAAAUUACUCAAAAAUCUCAUUUCUUAAAAAUUUGAAAAAGGAUUAUUUUGAACUUUUUUAAUGCUUAACAAAUAGCUGCCCAUCAAGAAGCAUACUUUCAAGUUUUGAAGGGUCACUGGAAAGCAAAAAAAAAUUUCUUGCAAAAUUCUUCUGUGAUUUACCUCCAUUAGUUGUAACCGUAACUACCAUGGUUGUUUUCUUUUAAAUGUGUCAUGGUGAUGUGAAAUGUCCUGCCUAAUCUGAAUAGAGAUAUGUACAUGUAAAAACAUUCUUUAUUUUCGUAAGAUCACCUGAAAAUUAUUUAUCAGAAUUUUUAUUAGUUGCCUGCCUAGGGAUUAGUCGGCUACAGGAUUUAUAUAAAUAUAUAUCACUAAAUUUUGUUACCAAACAACCUUCUUUGUUGCCUCAAUGCCAGCAGGGUUUGAAAAUAUUAUGAUAUUUUGGAAAAUAUCCGAUAUUUUGAUAUAUAUCAAAUAUUUUGACAUCUAUCCCAUAUUUUCAACCAACACAAACUAAAGUCUUCAAAAUAGUAAAAGCAUUCUCAAAUCACUCUUUUUUUUAACAUUAUUAUUACAAUAUUUAGACUUAAAGUUAAGGUUUCUUUCAUUACUCUUACAUCUAAUAUUUCAUUUUACAUUAUCAUCAAUUUUCAUGGAGAAAUUUAGCAUUAGCUGUUUUAUGCAUUUUUCUUCUGUUAACAACUUUUACACAGUUAUAUGAUUCAGAAGUAAAAAAUAUGCAUUAGUCGGUGCACAGUUAUAAGACAUUCUUUUUUUUCCUCACCAAUGUUUAGUAUUUGAUUAGGCAUUUUUAAUAUAAACUAAAAUUGUUACAUUGCUAAUAGUUUUAUUAAUCUUUACUAAUAAUAAAACUGAAAGUCUGUCUGGAUAUCUCUCUGUCCGGAUCUCUCUCUCUCUGUCUGUCUAUCAGAAUCUCUGACGCACUUAGCGCCUACACCGUUCGGCCGAUUUUCAUGAAAUUUCGCACAAAAUUAGCUUGUAGCAUGGGGAUGUGCACCUUGAAGCAAUUUUUCGAAAAUUCAAUUUUGUUCUUUUUUCAUUCUUAUUUUAAGAACAUUUUCCCGAGCAAAAUUAUCAUAAGAUGGAUGAGUAAAUUGCCAAGUUAUCAUAACAUGGAACCAUAACAUGGGUAAGCCAAUUGGCGAGAAAGUCAUCAUACUUUAUUUUUAAACAUACAGGCAAACCAAAAGACCUUUUAAUUUUCUACUACGGGCAAAGCUGUGCGGGUGCCACUAGUAUAAAAUAAAAAGGAAUAUUAUAUUACUUUGUUUCCUUAAUGACGUAUUCAUACAUCAGAAACAUAUAACUUUUUGGUUAUUUAAAUAAUAAAUGAACAAUAUUACUAUGAUUAAUAAUUUUUAUAUUGAAAGUACCGUAGUUGAAAAAAAAAAUCGAAAUUAUCAAAAUAUCAUAAUAUUCUCAAAAUAGAUAUCAGAUAGAUAUCGUGAUAUACAUCAUGAUAUAUAUCGGCAAACCCUGAAUGCCCGUGACUUGAAAGAAAGACCAUGUAUUGAAAGAAAAUUGGCUGGUGGCAAAAGAUUACUGGGGCGACACUUCCCCAGGAAUUAGUUGAAGUAUGAUUCCUACAUGUUCUUUCGUACUUACAAAUCUCGAACCCGAUUAGAGGGUUAAAAAUCGUCAGUAAAAAAAAAGAAAGAAGAAAAGGCAAUGAGUGUCUGUUAAAACUUUUAAGAAAUGCAAGAGUUUGCAUGUUUUUAAGCGACUCCUUUGUUGCGAAAUCAGUCUGACUCUUCUACUCAAACUCUGCAUUCCUGGUAAAUAGGACAAUAAAAAUAUUCCCCAUAAUUAAUUCUUCUCUUCACCUUUUUGAUUUAUUUUCCCUUUCAGUUUCUUUAUCUUGUCUCUAUAGAUCUAUAAAAAGAAUUUCUUUAUUACAAAAUAUGUAAGUUAUGUAGUUUAUGUAUAAAUGAACAUUUUAUCAAUCAGAUGUGAUUCAUGUUCUUCCUGUCGUUCAUACAUAUUGGUUUUUCUUACUUAGUAAGUCUUUAUUUCGUUUUCAACAGUUGCUUUUUCAAAUAAACAGCUUAUUUUGCUAUCCAUACUUCUUAACUUUAUAAUUUUUAUAAAAGAAGAAAACAUUGAUAGAACCGAAUGUUUAGAGAUCCGACCAUGUUUAUAGUAGUGGUGCCAUCUAUGUUUCAUAAUUUUAAAUACAUAAAAUUAUUAAGUUUUUUUUUCUUUCUUUCUACUGGUGCAAGAUUAUUUUUGGAUGAUGAAAAUAGUAAAAAACACAUUUUUUUUUAUAUCUACUUUUUUUGGGCUUUUUCUCUAUUUUGUGUAUUCAAUCUUCAUGGGUGUUUCUGCCUUUAAUUUUUUCUGUUAUCCUAGGAUAAGUAUUUAUGAAACAACAAAACAUUAAGGAAUUUAACAUAAAGUUGUAAAAAUAUUUUUCUCUCUAUCUCUUUACUAAAAUAUAUUGCCAUUAUACAAAUGAUAUUUUCCGUCUUACAUAUUUAAUAUCAAUACAGUUUACAAUUUUGUUUAUCAUGACAGUGUGCUAUUUAAAUGAAACAAAGCUCCUUCAGCAAAUCAAACUUUGCAAGAAUGUUUUUUACGUAGGGAACUAAAUGUAAUUGAAGUUUAAUCUAGCUUAUAUCAAAUGAUAGUUUGCUGCAUUUUUAAUACAGUUCAUUCCGUCCAAAACUGUAUCACUGUUUUGUUGUUUAAAAGUUUUAUUUUUCCUGUUACUCUUUUUGAAUAGAAAAUAUAUAUCAUGAAAUGGUUAUUUUAUGAAAAAAGUGCUGUAAAUUACUUUACAGAGUAAAUGUGUUUUUUUU